UCUCUUAACUUCCAAAUCAUCAUAAUAAAAAAGCCAAUUACGGUCACGAAAAAUUAGUGUACGAGAGCAAAACCAAUAUUGUUAUUUUUGAACAUGUUUAGUUUUGAGGGAGAAUACCGGAGAAAGCCGGUGCAAAGUUUAGGGGGAGCAUCAAAACAUAGUCAGAGGGAUAUUUUUCUCCAAAGAACACAACUAGAAAGGCAAAAAAGAGAAGAUUUACGACGUCAAAACCAAAGUGCUGUUAUCAUUCAGGCUUUUUUUCGAGGCUGUCGAGCAAGAUCCCUUCAGAAACACAUUCAACGUCAAGAGUUUGAAACUGUACAAGCUGCCCAUCUUCAAAAUGUGGACAUGCAACUGUUAACGUCUUUGAUGAAACAUCUUAAUUUCUUCUUUGAUAAAGAGAAAGAUGCCAACAAGCUUAUCUGGUUGUCCCAGAUGGUUAUCAAAAACUCAUCUAAUAUAAUGAAGCAAUGCCAGGCUGAGAGGCCAUUCACAUUUACACUUGCUCAAUUCCUCAGCUUGACUAUCUGUUACAUAUGUAAUACAAUUAACUCAUCAACUGGAGAAAGCAAAGGAUCCCAUUGGAGAGUCCUGGAAAUCUUCUUGAACACUGAGGGCUGGAGUAAAAUUGUUGGAAUCCAGUCUGCUGAUAUUAUCUUGGGAUCAAUCUUUUUCUCAUUGUCUCAAAAAGGUUAUUUUACCAGGCUACGUCAAAUAAUUGACGCCAAAGUACCUCCGCUAGUUGAGCCAACAACAAGGGCACCUAACCCACUUUCUGGUUGCCUGUUGGAUUUCCUUAUUCAACCUCUAGAAUUUGCAUGCGGCACGCUCGAUAUAAGCCACCGGAAUACGAUAGUUAAAUCCUUUCGCCAGGAAUUUCUGGAACCGGCUUAUUCAGAGCCAAUCAUAAAUUUCAUUCUUCCAUGCUUGACGCUGAACAAUCACAAAAUUCCUUUACUGUGCAUGUUGGAAAAUAAUGAGAUUUGCGGGAAAAAUCCCUGGCUUUUUCACAGUAUGCUAGUGCUUGCCGAGAGGCAUCCUGAAUUGAAACACGACAGAGUGCUUUCAGUCUACGUCGCCACAAUAAGUCGUUUGAGCGGAUGCCUCCAGUUUAUGCAUACAGCUGAAAUCGAAGAAGACAACGACGACUCGGACGAAGAAGACAUGAAAACUAAUCUAUUUAAAGCUUCAGAACACGACAUAAUGAAUCGCUGCUGUGAAAUCCUUAAUAAUAUUAAUACGGUGAACGUAUUGGUAUCAGCUCUACGAAUCCCUGAUGUUCUUUCUGAUUUGUGUGUCAUCGCCCACAAUCUUUUGCUGUCGGAUCGAUUGGCACUCCAUAAGUGCAGGUUACUGUAUACUCUGGCUUUCAAACCAUGCUACCUACAACAAUUGCUCGUCUACAUCAAAUCCGAAAAACAAAUAUCGCUAUUUGGUUCAUCAGAUACUUCUUUGAUUCUGCUUUUGGCUAAAGGUGUACAUCUAACGCCUUCGGAAAGUCAGAGGAUCGUACCAGUUUUGGACGUUUUCUGUUCGCUUUUCAGCCAUCUUUUAGUAACGUUGGACGAUUCCGAAUUUUAUAACGAGUCGGAAUCGGUGAAUGGAGCUAUGCCUUUUAAGCUCUAUGAAGUAGUAGAACUAGCUUCAACACUACGAGAUGUUUGCCUCGGGCUGGUAGAACUUGCAUAUCCUGACACACGACCAAGCACCUCCUUCAACUUCAUUAAGACCCGUACUUCCACGGGCAACUCUGAAGAAGAUACCAGAAUAUGGAUGCAUCUUUUCAAAUCGACAGUUAAUCUUGUUAGCCAGCUGCACACAAGGGAUACCCGUCGACCAUUCUGCCAAAGUGGACUUUGGGUAACUGGAAGAAUUGCUCUACCUUUAGAGAGGAAUGGGCAAGUGUCUCUCCGUAGGCAGGGUAGACUCCAACGCCCGUUUAGGGCUAUACGGCCCUUAACUAGAAAUGAAAUUGAAGAGGAAGGAAAUUCCAUGUUAUCCACGAGAGAAGUGCGUACUUUAGCCAUUCUUCGGGAAAUUCCGUUUGUGUUCUCGUUUACCGAUAGAGUCAAAAUGUGGCAGCAAUGGAUCCUCAAUGACAAAAAGCAGCAGCAAGGCGAAGCCAAUUUUCUUCGAGGGCCUUCCAUUCAGGUCAUGAUUCGUAGAAAUUACAUUUACGAAGAUGCGUUUGAUAAACUCUCGCUUGAAAAUGAACCCAAUCUGAGAUGGAAGAUGAGAGUUCAACUAACAAACGCUGUAGGAUUAGACGAAGCAGGUGUAGAUGGUGGGGGUAUCUUUCGCGAGUUUCUGUCUGAGCUACUGAAGACGAGUUUCGACCCGAAUCGUGGGUUUUUUCGCUUAACCCAUGAUAACUUGCUCUACCCUAAUCCCGGUGUGGCUGUACUUGUAUCGGAUUUCCCCGCCCAUUACUAUUUUAUUGGUCGUAUGCUGGGCAAGGCAUUGUACGAGAAUCUUUUGGUGGAAUUACCGAUGGCGGACUUUUUCCUUUCUAAAAUCCUCGGUCAGGCCAGCGCUAGUUUGGACGUUCAUCAUUUGGCUUCCUUGGAUCCAGUGCUUCACAAAAACCUACUCUAUCUUCGCCAUUAUGAUGGUGAUGUCACCGAAUUAGGACUCGAUUUCACCAUAGUGAGCAGUGAACUCGGUGAAACCAGGGUGGAAGAACUUAAGCCCAAUGGCUCAAACAUUCCUGUCACGUCUUCAAACCGUAUUGAAUACAUUCAUUUGGUGGCGGACUACAAACUGAACAAGCAAAUCCGUUUGCAAUGCAACGCUUUCCGACAGGGUCUGGCUAACGUCAUUGACAUCGAAUGGCUGCAAACGUUUAGCUAUCGAGAACUCCAGGUGUUGGUGUCAGGUGCAUAUACACCAGUCGACCUGGAGGAUUUGAAGCAACACACCCAUUAUGCCGGCGGUUACACGUCAACACAUCCAGUCAUCCAGGGAUUUUGGAGAGUUGUAUCCCAGUUUGAUGAUUCUGGCAAACGACAUCUGCUCAAGUUUGUCACCAGUUGCUCUAGACCUCCACUGCUGGGUUUUAAAGAGUUGGAUCCGCCUUUCUGUAUUCAAAAUGCCGGCACUGACGAUCGACUUCCAACCGCCAGCACUUGCAUGAACCUUCUGAAGUUGCCCGAAUUUCAUGAUGAAAACAUUUUGCGAGAUAAAUUGGUCUACGCUCUCCAAUCCGGCGCGGGAUUCGAAUUGAGUUAGAGAUUCUUAUAUUCUCAACAGGUGAAAUCGUCAGUUUUUUUCGCCUUUUUUUUCUUUUUUAACCAAAAAAAAAAAAGAUGUAUAGUUUAGCGAGAUUUUUUCUUGUUCCAUAAAUAUAUGAAACGCUUACGUAC
Messenger RNA from Daphnia carinata, 3362 nucleotides. Its product is annotated as ubiquitin-protein ligase E3C-like. Gene Ontology annotation, biological process: ubiquitin-dependent protein catabolic process; protein polyubiquitination. NCBI's taxonomy places the organism in Eukaryota, Metazoa, Arthropoda, Branchiopoda, Diplostraca, Daphniidae. The record is from RefSeq and is a predicted model, not a curated record. The transcript is spliced from 14 exons. Bases 94 to 3228 code for a protein of 1044 amino acids. Gene Ontology annotation, molecular function: protein binding; ubiquitin protein ligase activity.